Bipolaris sorokiniana ND90Pr is the source of this 462-nucleotide messenger RNA. RefSeq lists its product as uncharacterized. The coding region runs from base 181 to 414 and encodes 77 amino acids. NCBI's taxonomy places the organism in Eukaryota, Fungi, Ascomycota, Dothideomycetes, Pleosporales, Pleosporaceae. The record is from RefSeq and is a predicted model, not a curated record. The transcript has a single exon.
GACCUUCUUGGCGGCUAGCAAUACCUUUCGACUCAAAAUGACCAUCCGAGUAGCCUUUCCGUCUGAACUCAGACCAGGCGUGCUCGACACUUGCGUGAUGCGAUUGCGAACCUCUACUUGCACCGUGUCCAGCCCGGUGCCGGGUCGUACUCUAGCCCGAACCCUAUCGUUCAUCAUGAAAUGGAUCUUUCAAACGAAAAACUUGUAGAAUCGAGAGGUAUAUCGCUGAGACAGUGGGUAAUGAAAAAAGAAAAGAAAAGAGCAAAGGAAAUCAAUGGAAAAGAAAAGAGAAUUCGAAAAGAAAAAAACUCCCCCAAACCCAAGGCCCUUGUCACAGACGCGCCCAACCUUGAAAAAAAACAUAACAAACACAAGAGGGAACAGAAUUUGAUCUUAUACACGGGGCAAAUGUAAAAUCGCUGCAGACAAAUGGCUGUCGUGAUAAACGAAGAAAAGAAGGAU